AUGGGACAAAGAAAAGAUCUUUAUCUCUCAGAUGGUAGCAUUUCAUUUUAUUCUUUUCAAAGCACUCACCUCUGGCUGCAUGGCAGGGCCCAUGGCAGAGAAGGCGCCCACAUGAUGAGCUCCCUGAUUGAAACCUCUUACCUCCAACUGGCUUCCUUUGCACUGGGGACAGUAGGCUGGAUUCUGUGCACCAUUGCCAUGGGACUUGUGGAGUGGAGGGUGUGGCACGUGGACAACACCACCAUCAUCUCCUCUGGCAUCGCCUGGGUGGGGAUUUGGAAAGUCUGCUUCAUCAGUUAUAUUCAUGUCUCACCUGGCUAUGAAGAGCAGUUCUGCCAUAAAUUCAGUGGUUAUGACUCCUCCAUCCCUGGUGAAAUCUAUGCUGCUCAGGGUCUCCUGGUGAUCGCCAUGGUCAUGGGAUUGCUGGGACUGACCGCCACAAUAUGUGCUCUGAGGAAUAUUUAUAUGGGAAUCAGUCAUAAAACUGCCAUUAUCCGUUUCUUCCUGGUGGGUGGCUUCUUCUACGUGUUUGCUGGUCUGUGCGUCCUGAUUCCAGUGAGCUAUAACUUCUACUCUGUAACACAGAACCAGAGCAUCGCCUUCCCUCCCUCCUACCUCAUGCCCUCCAGUCCCGUGGCACAGGAAGCUGGUGCUGCCAUUCCCAUUGGGAUUAUAGCUGCCAUCCUGCUGCUGCUGAGCGGGAUCUUUUCUCUCUCCUACAGAUUCCCUGCAACCACAAACACAUGA
This is a messenger RNA of Lagopus muta (rock ptarmigan), 747 nucleotides long. RefSeq names its product claudin 34 (gene CLDN34). The transcript is spliced from 2 exons. Gene Ontology annotation, molecular function: structural molecule activity. NCBI's taxonomy places the organism in Eukaryota, Metazoa, Chordata, Aves, Galliformes, Phasianidae. Gene Ontology annotation, biological process: bicellular tight junction assembly; cell adhesion. The record is from RefSeq and is a predicted model, not a curated record. Bases 1 to 747 code for a protein of 248 amino acids. Gene Ontology annotation, cellular component: bicellular tight junction; plasma membrane.